AUGAGUAUUGGUGCUAGGCGCCAGUUAUCGAUACUCUCGAUCCCUGCGUUGCUUAUGGUGUUCUCCAAAGAGAAUCGGUUGGCAGACUUAAUGGAGCAAGGGAGGCUUCAUUACAACGAUUCAAAUACAGCACUUAACAAGGAAAACAAACAAGCUAAGCCAUAUUUUGAGCGAAGGGAACCUGAUUAUCCUGAUCAUAUACCAUUGACUCAUUUAGAAAGGUUAGGUAUGAUAAUUGGAUCACUGAUAGGAUCAUAUUUCCAUCCUGAAAGAAAUGAAUUUAUUGUGGGGUUAGGUGAAUCCACAGCUUUCCCAUUUAUAUUGAAGAAAUUACAACAUCAAAUGCUUUCAGAUCCAGUGGGAAGAAGAAUAUUACGAGAACGUCCUCGAAUGACUCUGACGUCUUUAGAUUUAGAUUAUCUCCGGUCCCUACCUGCUAAUACUUUAGGACGUACAUAUGUGGAAUGGCUUGAUAAGGAAGGAGUAAGUCCGGAUACUCGUGUGGCAGUUCGCUACAUUGAUAAUGAAGAGUUGGCUUAUGUUUUUCAAAGAUAUAGGGAAUGCCAUGAUUUCUAUCAUGCUAUUACUGGACUUCCUAUUAUUAUUGAAGGAGAAAUUUCAGUUAAAGUUUUGGAAUACUUCAAUAUUGGUAUUCCUAUGACUGGGUUAGGUGCAGCUUUUGCACCUUUACGGUUGAAACCUAAACAGAAGGAACGUCUUUAUUCGAUAUAUUAUCCUUGGGCUAUCCGUAAUGGUUUACGUUCUAAACCAUUGAUCAAUGUAUUCUGGGAAGAAUUAUUAGAAAGAGAUGUUGACGAGCUUCGUAAUGAGUUGGGGAUAGAAGCUCCACCCGAUUUAAGAGAACUUCGUCGUCAACAAGGGAAGAAACUGGGGUCAAAGUCGGCAAGAAAAACAGCGGAUAAAUUGCUCCAGAUUGGUCCAUCGGAGGAUCCAUACUUCGAGCCUAUACCAGAGAACGAAUUACACUUUUAUCAAAGGAAAGGGGCAGUUAGAAAACGGAAACUUCCAGACAUAAUUCCUUCCAGUGAUUUGAAGAUCCUUGAAUCAGUUAAACGGAAAGCCUACCGAUUAGAUUUGCAAUUGAGUUUAUGUGGACUUCGUCUUGGAUGGGCUGGAGUUAUUGGGUUACUUCCAUGGAUUGGAGACGCUAUUUGUUUCUGUCUUGCGCUUCAAUUGAUCAAGAAAGCUGACUCAAUUGAAGGAGGAUUACCUCCUGCAUUGAAGCAGAAGAUGACUGCUAAUGCUAUGAUUGAUUUUGGGUUUGGAUUGGUGCCCAUUGUGGGGGAUUUGAUUAACAUCAUCUAUAAGUGUAACUCUAGAAACUUUAUACUUUUAGAAAAGUAUUUGGUUGAAAAGUAUACGGCGCAGGUGCCGGUUAAAGUCGGCACCAGUGGAGCCGAUGGAGCAGCUCCUAACGAAGGGAAGCCGCCUCUACCUCCAAGGCUUGAACCCUAG
Lizanozyma spartinae is the source of this 1476-nucleotide messenger RNA. It is a transcript of the gene COQ4, whose product is annotated as Ubiquinone biosynthesis protein. The transcript is spliced from 3 exons. Bases 1 to 1476 code for a protein of 491 amino acids. The record is from RefSeq and is a predicted model, not a curated record. NCBI's taxonomy places the organism in Eukaryota, Fungi, Ascomycota, Pichiomycetes, Serinales, Debaryomycetaceae. Gene Ontology annotation, cellular component: mitochondrion; mitochondrial inner membrane. Gene Ontology annotation, biological process: ubiquinone biosynthetic process.